Messenger RNA from Lingula anatina, 4866 nucleotides. RefSeq lists its product as uncharacterized. Gene Ontology annotation, cellular component: cell periphery; cell septum. Lineage: Eukaryota; Metazoa; Brachiopoda; Lingulata; Lingulida; Lingulidae. The record is from RefSeq and is a predicted model, not a curated record. Gene Ontology annotation, biological process: chitin biosynthetic process. Gene Ontology annotation, molecular function: chitin synthase activity; protein binding.
UGCGCCCUUUUAGCCUUCGUAUGUUGAACACGUGAAAAGCCAAGCACUCAGACAAGUCAAGCGGCCGUUCUUGGGCAACAGAAACAAAAAAAAUGGCUUCCGAGCGAAGCGACUCUUUAACGCUACCAGUAACGGAGCAGAACGCAGUCGCUGGCGGGCAAGAAGUUCAGUUUCGGUCAACGGCGAAAGUACAAUCUUUCCAAAAUAGCGCAGACGCUGACACCCCAGACGCCACAUAUGACGAACAUCUGACAGUGGGCAAAAAAUCAAAAGUAGAGGCCGAGUUGAACGCCAGACUCCUCUACAGCCAGCGGCCAUCAAAGGCACUGACCAUCUUAAAAUGGCUUGUCACUUUUGUCAUGUUUGCCUGUGUCACUGCCGCCAUCGUGGCGAGCAAACUCUCUGCAGUCUACAUAGCACGAGCAGUCAACGAAACCUUCCAAGACGCCAACAGCACCGGUUUUAACUUGGGAAAAAUUAACCCAAGUUACCCAAGAAGGAAAGACGUUGCACCAACAGUUCCAUCACAGCAUUCGGAUGGCAACAAAUUGCGCCAGGAGGUUGCGUUUUUGAUGGUGAUCCUGACAACCAUGUUCCCGUACCUCGUGACCCUGGUGGUGGCGGUGUGGGUGGGGUCCUUCAGGCGGGACAUGCCCUGGCCCUCAGGACUGGCCGUGUUCUGGGGGAUUGUUGGCAGUAUUCUGGAGGUAACCGGAUUGCUUCUACUUUGUCUUAUCACUAUGAGGAACUACAAUCCAAUUGUGGCUGUCUUCUUGAUGAACGGCGUCUUUUUCAUUCCUAUCAUCACUAGUCUUGUGAAAUCAUUUCGUCGUCUGGAAACAACCAACAAAAUCCAUUUUUUCGCCUUCCUCUUUGCAUUCUUCAUGGAGGUCGGUGGUAUGGUGACAUCCAUGUUUCAAGGCUACACCGACGUACAUGUUCCUGAGCGUCUAUCCUGGGAGACACCUAUCGCCAUGUUGUUCCUUUCCUUGGCUUGGUGCCCGCUAAUACAGAAAGCUCAAUUAUAUCCACAACGAAGCGCCCACGUGGAGUUUGAAAUGUCGCGGAACAUGACCCGAAGCACGAUUGCCUUACGGCAAUCUGGAGUUAGAAUGCAAGCUGCCAACCACAGUCUCUCGCCAGAUGGCAGUUAUAUCGAUGAUCAAGACAUCCAAGCUUCGCCACACACAGCCUCUAUGCGAAGUGGCGAGUUUGGGGCCAGCACUGUAAACAUAGAUGAUCUCAUUGACGUGAUGCCAAACAGCAGCGCCCGAUGGAAACAAAGUAUUCUCACAAGCAUCUGGAAACUUGUACUUACGCCGUGCAUAGCCUUGGCAUUUGCUGCACUGGCCGAUAUACACUAUGAUCCCGAUGUGCUGUCAACUCUUUUUACCUUCAUCGGACAGUACAAAGGGUUUGAUAUCAACACGUGGCACAGCAACCUGGUGAUUUACUUCAUACUGAACAUCACGUGCAGUUUUCUGGGGUAUAUACUGUCCCUGUUUGCCUGCAUGAUGUGCAUGCAAAAGUACGCAUUUGCCCUGCCCCUGCUUCUCAGCACUCCUUGUGCCGUCGCGUUUUUGGCUAUAAGGACAUAUUUAGGCAAGAACACUCACGAUGCACGCGUCAUUGACUUCGAAAAAUCCUUGUAUUGGCAAGUUCCUGCAGGGGUCGCUUUGUUCUUGGCUCAAAUAUUAUCAACAGGAGUUUUCAUCUUCAGACACCAAAUUGUCGUGAUGGAAAAGGAGCCUUUUCUUUUCUGGCUUCCGGGUUACAAUGCUACUCUGCUGGAGCAAUGGCUACAGCUUUCCCGCAAAACAACGCAGAGUAUGUACCGCUACGAGGCGCCACUGGAGAGAGCCAAGAGGACCCGAGUUUAUAUCUGCACAACUAUGUACAGGGAGGCUGACUACGAGAUGGAACAGUUUCUUCGAUCACUAGAAUGUAUCAACCGUGCUCAGGCGGGCCUCGACAGACAUUUUGAGGCACAUAUCUUCUUUGAUGCGGCAGUCCGCGAUAAGAAAGCGUCAGAUUUUCUACUUCAGUUGGUGUCAUUGGUAGAGACUGUCCUUGAUUCACCGACCAUAGAAGCCACACGGCUGAUGACGCCCUAUGGGAUGAGUAUGUCUUGGCAGUUGAGAGCGCCCCCUGGAAAACGCGGAAUGGCGUUGACAAUCCACUUAAAGGACAAUUUUAAGGUGAAGAAUAAAAAACGUUGGAGCCAAGUCAUGUACAUGUCGUAUGUCAUGGACUUCUUGAUGAAAGCAAACGACGACAUGUCCGACCACGAAACCUUCAUUUUGACCACAGACGCCGACGUCAAGUUUUCCACAGACUCCGUGGAGGCGCUACUGGACAAUAUGGUCCGUGACAACAACGUGGGGGCCGUGUGCGCGCGCACUCACCCCAUGGGCUCAGGGCCAUUGGUGUGGUAUCAGACAUUUGACUAUGCCAUCGGGCACUGGUUUCAGAAGGCUGCCAACGACGUCCUUGGAACAGUUCUGUGCUGCCCAGGCUGCUUUAGUGUGUACAGGGUGGCCGCACUGCGAGAUGUCCUGCCCCUCUACUCGUCCAAGGUGACCAAGGCUGACGAAUUCUUGACCAAAGAUAUGGGUGAAGACCGGUGGCUGUGUACGCUGAUGGUACAAGCCGGUUGGCGUUUGGAAUACUCAGCCGCCGCCGAGGACAGCACGCACUGUCCUGAAGACUUUGACGAGUUUUUCAAGCAGAGGCGACGCUGGAUUCCUUCGACGCUGGCCAACCAAUUCCUCAUCUUGAAAGACUGGCUCCUUGUCACCAAGUUUAACGACCAGGUCCGUAUGUACUUUGCUCUGUACCAAGCUCUGUUGGUGGUUUCCACGCUGCUAGGGCCGGGUACCGUGAUACUGAUCGUCGCAGGGGGACUAAACUACUCUCUCUGUCUUAACUUUAACUGGAUGGUGGUCUUGUUGCUACUGAUUACCAUAGCAUACGCCAUGGUAUGUCUUCUCACCACGCAGGAAACACAGCUACUGGUGGGGAAGAUUCUGACGUUCGUAUUUGCCCUUAUAAUGGCUGCCGUCAGUGUGGGAACAGCUGUCCAAAUAGGGGAAGAUAUUGGCAGAGCCACCCAUGCCGUUAACCUUACUGAAUACAAACACUGUGGAAAGACUAUCCCUGUUAAUUUGGCAAACAGCAUCAUUCCAUUGUCUACAACUACGCUGUAUUUUGCAGCUAUCGUGGGCAUGUUUCUGCUGGCCGGUCUGAUGCAUCUGUUUGAAGUGAUGGCGCUGUUCCAAGGUCUGUGGUACCUCCUGUGUCUUCCAUCUGGCUACCUGCUUCUGAUGGUAUACAGUGUGUGUAACAUAACAGACAGAUCCUGGGGCACGCGUGAGGAGAAGAAGGACACACCAAACGUGAUGACAAGCUCGGUACCAUGGAGAACUAAGAUAGCAACUUUUUGGAAAGGAUACCUAUGCUGCUGUUUCUACAGAAAAACCGAGCAACAAAUUGACGUGGAGAGAAGGAGCAGUUUACCGGUUGAAACACUAGAUCCUGACCAGGUCAGCGUCAGUACCGGGCACCACAGUACCAUGACCAAGGACACGUACAGAGAGUCGGCCACCCCGAGACAAGAGGAUGAAGACAGCAGUGAUUAUGAGAUAACCGGAGAAGAACUUAUGUACCAGCGGUCGUCCCACGGCAGGCAGAAGUCGUCCACCUACCGCAGCAGAGCCAAGUCCAUCCACAGUUCCUACAAUGACACGAGGGAGGGCCUGGUACUCGUGGAGAACUGGCUGGAAGGGGACUUGAAAAAAUAUGCAUCAAGGUUGAGACGCCAAGGGUUUGAUGACACCCGAUUUUUGGCUGAUAUGACGGAGAAGGAGUUAAAGGCUUGCGGAGUAGAGGUGAAAGCUCACCGGAAGGCAAUCAUAGAGGAUAUUAAACAGCUACCGCAUCCAGAAAUUGAAACGUUUGUUCCUAUUGACUCGUGGGAAUGGCUGCAGUAUUUGGGGAUGGAUCAGUAUUACCCACAUUUCAAGAAAAACAGAAUAGUUCACCGCAAAGAUUUUGAAAUCUUGAAAGGAAUGUCUCAGGAAGAAAUACGAAAUGAUUUGGGAGUUCGAAAACCUGGUCAUCUCAAGUUUCUGCUCAAAGCGAUAAAAAAUCUACGAUGGCCAACUGAACAGGAAAUUCGGUUGCAGGAAACACGUAAAAAGUUCGAUGACCUCCCGCUGUAUUACCUGCACGAGAUCAAAGCAGACGAGAAUGAAUUUUGGAACAAACUGAGGAAAAAGUGUCUCUUGCCUAACUCAAAAGCGUUUGGAACGGAGGAAGAACUAAAAGACAAACUUGUUGAACUUCGUAACUUCUACCUAAUCCUGUUUGCCGUGAUAAACGCACUGUGGUUGAUAUUCAUCUUACUUCUUGCCAAUGAAAAGGUUCUCUUUGUACUGGGUACAAACCCUCUAGGUCUUGCAUUCCUGGUCGUCUUCGGUAUUGUCCUCGUCAUCCAAUUCCUGGCUAUGAUCGUACACAGGAUUGCCACGUGGAUGCACAUGAUAGCACGUGCUCCUUAUGUGUUCGGCAAGCCGUUUCAAACCACGUGGGGAUUCCACCAAGGCGAUACCCUCUCGGGUUCCGUCAAUCUCGACUACUGGGUGACCGAGGAAGCUCGCGCAAAGUACCGCCAGAAAGCAGAGCGGCAGAUUUCGAAACGGCGCCAUACGUACUCGCGUAAGGGGAAGUCGAGUAAGAAACCCGAGGUGACAGGGAAUUCAAAGAAAUCGAUCAAUAAAUCAGACCGUGAAUCGAUGGAGCCUCUCUUGAAGGAAGAAGGGCGUAGUGUUGGAAGAUCGUUUAUUACAUAGAACAGAUCAGUUUUGA